CGCCAUGGAGCCCGGGGAGGUGAAGGACCGGAUCCUGGAGAACAUCUCCCUGUCCGUCAAGAAGUUGCAGAGUUACUUUGCAGCCUGUGAGGAUGAGACCCCAGCAAUUAGGAAUCAUGACAAAGUCCUGCAGCGGCUAUGUGAGCACCUGGACCACGCUCUGCUUUAUGGGCUGCAAGAUCUCUCUUCAGGCUACUGGGUGCUGGUCGUUCACUUCACCCGCAGGGAAGCCAUCAAGCAGAUAGAAGUCCUGCAACAUGUGGCCACCAAUUUGGGGCGCAGUCGAGCUUGGCUGUACCUGGCCCUCAAUGAGAACUCGCUGGAGAGCUACUUAAGGCUGUUUCAGGAGAAUCUAAGUCUGCUGCAUAAGUACUAUGUCAAGAAUGCCCUGGUCUGCAGUCAUGAUCACCUGACUUUGUUCCUGACGCUGGUGUCUGGGCUGGAAUUCAUUCGCUUUGACUUGGAUCUGGAUGCCCCUUACUUGGACCUGGCGCCAUACAUGCCCGAUUACUACAAGCCUCAGUAUCUGCUGGACUUCGAGGAUCGCCUGCCCAGCUCCAUCCAUGGCUCAGACAGCCUGUCGCUCAACUCCUUCAACUCAGUCACCUCGACCAAUCUGGAGUGGGACGACAGUGCCAUUGCACCCUCAAGUGAGGAUUAUGAUUUUGGAGAUGUCUUUCCUGCAGUGCCGUCCAUACCCAGCUCAGCCUGGGAAGAUGGAGACCUAACAGACACUCUCAGCUGCCCGCACUCCGUGGCCUCUGAUCUGAAUGGCGGCAAGGCUUCCGUGAAGAGUCCGACACAACGCUACAACCCCUUCAACGAGGAGAAGGCUGACGUGCUGUCCUCCACCGAAACCACCCCUGCGCACACCGCCUCCCUGGAGCGGAUGGACACCACGACGGAAGGCACAGACCAGCUGGAGAGCGGCACGGAGCUGGAAGUCAUCAGAUUAGCUAAAAAGAAGAAAACCGGCAAGAAAAAGAAGGUGAAAUUGGAGGAAAUGGUGACCCCCCCUGCCCCCAGUGCCACGGAGGCUGACGGGGAUGGUGGCCCGAACGGACUGAGCGAAGGAGCUGAGCUGAAGACAGACAGCAGGCCGCCCUCUCCAGAGGGCCAGGAGAGGCCAGGAGAGAGCAGCAAGCACUCGACCCUGAGCCAGCUGGGCCUGCGGAUCCCAGAGAUGAAGGACUCCUCCAUGGAGAGCGUGGGGCAGCCACUGAGCAAAGUGAUCGACAGACUGAACGGGCAGCUGGACCCCAGUGGCUGGAACUGCCCCGUCGAGCCCCCCGAUCAGUCCUUUCGGACUGGCAUGCCAGGGGAGACCCCGGAUGGGCCGCCCUCUGGCAGCUAUAGCGAGGGGAUUUCGACCCCCAUGGACUUCUACCGCUUUACCGUCGAGAGUCCAAACUCUCCUGUGCCAAGUGGUGGCGACCAUGACCCUGCAGGGGCUGGCCAACCGCCACAUGUUCCUGGUAGCCCUGAGACUGCUGGACAAGAGGAAGAAGGAGGAGAGGGAGAAACAGCUGGGGCGGUAGAGGACGCUCAGGAGGAGGCAGAUAAAACCCAAGCCAGCGAAAUGGAAACUGGCCACACGGAGGCGCUCAGCAGGCAGAAAGGAGACCAGCCCAGUCCUUCUCUGAGCAGCGCUGAUGACUCCGGGGUGGAGGAGGGGCAGGGCAGCCCGUCGGAAAUGGCCCAUCCAUCGGAGUUCAGGGUGGAUAACAACCAUCUAUUGCUGCUGAUGAUCCAUGUCUUCCGGGAGAAUGAGGAACAGCUGUUCAGGAUGAUCCGAAUGAGCACCGGGCACAUGGAGGGGAAUCUUCAGCUGCUCUAUGUCCUGCUGACGGACUGUUACGUUUACCUGAUCCGGAAAGGAGCAGCGGAAAAGCCGUACUUGGUGGAGGAGACCGUUUCGUACAAUGAGCUAGACUACAUCUCGGUUGGCCUGGAUCAGCAGACAGUGACGUUGGUUUGCACCAACCGUCGGAAGCAGUUCCUGCUGGACACCGCCGAUGUGGCCCUUACAGAGUUUUUCCUGGUCUCCUUGAAGUCAGCCAUGGUCAAAGGCUGCCGAGAGCCGCCGUACCCCAGUAUCCUCACCGACGCCACGAUGGAGAAGCUGGCGCUGGCCAAGUUUGUGGCCCAAGAGUCAAAGUGCGAGGCUUCCGAUGUGCUCGUGCGCUUCUAUGGCCUCGUUCACUGGGAGGACCCCAUGGAUGAGGCAUUGGGACCGGCCCCUUCCCUUUACGCGUCUCCUGAGAACUCGGUCACUAAAGAAGGCAUCCUGCAUUACAAGGCUGGGACCUCGUACCUGGGCAAGGAGCACUGGAAGACCUGCUUUGUGGUGCUCAGCAAUGGGAUCUUAUACCAGUAUCCAGACCGCACUGACAUUAUCCCUCUGCUCUCCGUGAACAUGGGGGGGGAGCAGUGUGGCGGGUGCCGGCGAUCGAACACCACAGAUCGCCCCCACUCCUUCCAGGUGAUCCUGACCGACCGCCCUUCCCUGGAGCUCAGUGCCGAGAACGAAGAGGAGAUGGCAGACUGGAUGCAAUAUUUGUGCCAGGCCGUCUCCAAAGGGGUUAUCCCCCAGGGCGUGGUCCCUACGCCCUGCAUCCCCUGCUGCCUUGUCGUAACCGACGAGAAGGCCUUCACCUGCCACGAGGACUGCCAGACAAGCUUCUUCCGCUCGCUCGCCACCGUGGAGCUGCCGGACGUGGCCACUGUCGCUACGGAAGCCGGCAAGGAGUACUGUAUAAUAGAGUUUGCCCAGGACCGUCACCAGUUCCUGCCCCCCUGGGUCCUGUACUUUAGUUGCACUACGGAACUGGAGAGGUUCCUCGUGGUGUUGAGCACCGUGUGGAGAAAUAUCUACCAGGUCGAUCUCCGGCACAAGGCUAUCCAAGAAGCCUCAGUCAAGAAGAAAUGCGAGGAUGCCUUGAGCCUGAUCCGCAGCGCCUGGCAGCGCAGCGACAGCCUGUGCCGUGGCCGGGCCUCCCGGGACCCCUGGUGUUAA
This is a messenger RNA of Emys orbicularis (European pond turtle), 3016 nucleotides long. It is a transcript of the gene PLEKHM2, whose product is annotated as pleckstrin homology and RUN domain containing M2. Lineage: Eukaryota; Metazoa; Chordata; Testudines; Emydidae. Gene Ontology annotation, cellular component: endosome membrane. The transcript is spliced from 20 exons. Gene Ontology annotation, biological process: lysosome localization; Golgi organization; regulation of protein localization. The coding region runs from base 5 to 3016 and encodes 1003 amino acids. The record is from RefSeq and is a predicted model, not a curated record. Gene Ontology annotation, molecular function: kinesin binding.